AUGACCAGUUCCGCUCCUCGGGACGAAUUUUCUCCUGAAGCCAUUCCCACCUUCGCACUCACAACUCCACCGCGCCGUCUUGCGUCAAGCACUUCCAUUCUUGACUUCCGCACUCCAUCUCCGCCUCAUGACCUUUCUAAUCUUUCUGUUCUCCCUUCAUCUUCUGAAGAUGAAGCAGAGACAUGCGAGGCGGAUGUUACACCCGUCCGAGUGGAUGAGGAUGGCCCUGCCAAUCCGAACUAUACCGCGAUGAAGACCCCGAAGCCUCCUGGAGCGUGGGCUGCUACACCCUUGGCUCCGACUGUAUCAUUGUCAUCGAUGCCUCUAUCUCGAGCCAUUUCUGCUCCUGAACGGAGUUCGGAGAUAAAGGUCCCAGCAGGCAAUGGACUGCUCACGCCAAUACCUUCUCUGUCGCGCGCUAAGUCUCUUCCUCUACGCACCCCGGCACCCCCUGGGGCAUGGAUGCUCACUCCAAAUCAACCCAUGACUCAGAAUGGACAGAAUGGUUCUGCCGAUCAAUCCCAGUUUGGUUCUAUCGGAAGGAGGAAGAGCAUUCUCAAAGUACGCUUUGACGUCACGGAAUCAGAGGCUUCAACUGCUGAAGUUGAAAAAUCGCCUUUACCUUCUGGACGCGUAUCUGCGCCAGACUUUCUGCCUGAUAGCCACGCACGACAGGCGGAGAGCGACCCUUCAAAAAUGAUCAACGGUUCUGCUCACGUUGAUGUCGUACAUGAUCCAGUGCCAGCAAGGCCCGUCACUCCUGAACGUUCUACAACACCCAUAUCUCGUGCCAAUACACCAUCGCCACGUUCGCUGAGAAAAUCCCCCACCGUCAAGGUUGUGGAUGCAUUCGGUCGGGAAAGGAUUGAUGACCCUCCAACAUUGGCUGAUGCACAGGAUAUUGCGAACGGGCAUGUGGAUGCGAAAGACGUAGUUCGUUCACUGUCGUCAGCUGAAACUCCCCGCGCUCCUCGUGUCCAACACAAGAGUAAUAUUCGUAUUGUCGAUGCGAUGGGAAGAGAAAUUGAGGAAGAAGUCGACCCUGUGAUUGAACCCCUAUUUGAAGAAGAGCUGUUAGUUCUGCAUGAUGAUCCGCCCGUUGGUCGCACCAAAACACUGGCUCGGAUGCGGCAAACGCUUCAGGAGUGGGCCGAUGGGCUAAGUGAUGGGGACAGGUCUGCUGAUGAUCUCGCUUUGAAUACAAGCCACCUUGAGGAGCUAGAAAAAGUUUCGAGGGCAGCGCGGCAUGCUCGGAAUCAGUUAGCUCAAAACCUUCGUGUUGAAUCUGUGAAAGAGCGUGACCUGGUGCACAAACAUGCGAAGGACGCUGUGAGCCGAAGUGGGCUUUUGGUAAGACAAAGUCCGGCCAUCAUUGGCGACAACAGUUCUUUCCAUCGUGGCAUGGCUUUGCUCGGAGUUGUGGCCCAAAUAAUCUUCGUCCUUGCGAUGUGGCGAUUGGCACAUGUCCAAGCUCGCCGACUGUUUUAUACCGUCUAUUAUGAUCCUCUAUACCCAGAGUUGAAUCCCUUACCUGGACACUCCCGUCAAUUCUCGCCGCCCUACCCCUCAUUUAUGUGGUCGCUUUCGAGCGCGUAUGAUAUUGUAAGACACGAAGGAUGGUCAGCUUUGAAAGCGGAGCUACAGGGCACUGUGCGCCGCAUUGGUCAACAUGCUUGGGAGAAGUGGGGAGAACGCCCUUACACCGGAACAUGGCCACCUACGUGA
Molecule: messenger RNA, 1725 nt
Organism: Suillus plorans
Lineage: Eukaryota; Fungi; Basidiomycota; Agaricomycetes; Boletales; Suillaceae
Exons: 5
Coding region: 1-1725 (574 amino acids)
Source: RefSeq, a predicted model, not a curated record